AUGUCGAACCGUGGCCUCAAGUUGAAAAGUACCUACAGACCUUCGUCAAAACUAGAGGUAUUCUACACGGGGGGAGCAUCGUGCAUAUCCAGCAAAGGCCUCCUAGCCUGCAGCUGCAACGAUGAGGUCAAGCUCGUGGACCCAAUUUCAGGCAGUGUUACGUCAACGUUGGCGGGAGACUCAGAGCCUGUGACUGCUCUUGCAUUUAGCCACUCAGGCAACCGGCUGUACGGCGCAUCCCGCAGCCUGCAGCAGCGUUGCUGGGACACCAGCAACAAUGCAGUUCUGCGCUCCUGGAAAGGCCACAAAGGCCCUGUGCUAGCCCUUGCAGUGGACCCCUCCGGCGGCCUGCUCGCCUCUGCCAGUGCAGACAGGAGCUGCCGCGUGUGGGACACAGAUGGGUUCUACUGCACGCACGCCUUCCAUGGCCACAGGGGGCUUGUCCUUGAGGUGAUCUUUCACCCCAAAGAACUCAUGAUCAUCACGGCAGGGGACGAUGCAGAAGUGCGGGUGUGGGAUCUCAUCACCAAGUCCUGCGUUGCCACCCUCAAGGAUCACUUCAGUGCAGUGACUUCCUUGAGCCUGAGCCCGGAUGGCUGGACUCUGCUCACUGCCGGCAGGGACAAGGUGGCCAUCUUGUGGGACCUGCGGUCACACAAAAAGCUUGCCACGGUGCCAAUCUUUGAGGCAGUGGAAGGAGCCGCAAUAGUCCCGGACGACUCGGCUUUCAAGGCACUGGUGCAAAGUGCUCUAGGGCCAUCUGGAAAGAAGAGCAAGGCAUUGGUGUUUGCAACUGGCGGUGAGAAAGGGAUCUUGAAGCUUUGGCGAGCUGACACUGGUGACUGCAUCUAUGAGCAACGGCAUGGCAUUGCCACUGGUCAAGGUGAGAUGGCGGCAGCAGGAGAGGAAAUCAGGGAGGUUCACGUGUUGCCCAAUGCGGAGGGGCUCAUGAUUACCACUGGGGACUGCCGGUUGCUGUUCUUCAGCCCCGAGGAGGAAGCCGAGAAGCAUGUGGUGAAGUUGGGCAGGCAAUUGAUAGGCAACCUGGAUGAGGUCACAGACCUGCGACUCAUUGGGCCCCCAGCUGCCCCCACACAGCUGGUGCUGGCUACCAACUCGCCCACCAUACGCAUGUUUGACCUCACCACGAUGUCCUGCUCUGCAACGCUCAGCGGGCACACCGACACUGUGCUGGUCCUGGACGCCAUCCAAACAAAAGAGUCUAAGACCCUGCUGGCAUCUGGCGCCAAGGACAACAGUGUUCGGGUGUGGGACGAGGCGGGCGAAUGCAUUGCAGUCGGACAGGGCCAUGUAGGGGCAGUCAGUGCACUGGCCUUCUCCAGACGGGCUUUCAGCUUCCUAGUGACCGGUGGAGCAGACAAGCUCUUGAAGGUCUGGGAUGUGUCGAAGCUAUUGGACGGCAGCAGUGCAGAGGGCGCCGAAGUGCCGCGCCUGCGAGCUACAGCCGCUGUAGCGGCGCAUGACAAGGACAUCAAUGCGCUGGCAGUGUCACCCAACGAUGCCCUCAUCUGCACUGCAUCACAGGAUCGCACUGCCAAGGUGUGGCGGUUGCCAGAUCUGGUGCAGAUGCUGACGUUGAAGGGGCACCGGAGGGGAGUAUGGAGCGUGCAAUUCUCUCCGGUGGACCAGUGCGUGCUGACCGGCAGCGGCGACGCCACCAUCCGCCUUUGGGCGCUCACCGACGGCAGCUGCCUGCGCACCUUCGAGGGCCAUGGAGCCUCCGUCCUGCGCGCAUCCUUCAUCUCAGCCGGCACACAGGUGGUGUCAGCAGGAGCGGACGGUCUGGUGAAGCUGUGGGGUGUGCGAACGUCGGAGUGCACGGCCACCUUUGACGAGCAUGAGGGCAAGGUGUGGGCGCUGGCUGUGGCAGGGGAGAACGAUGCUGUGCUGGCCACCGGAGGCGCAGACGCGCGCGUGAACAUCUGGCGUGACUGCACGGCAGAGGACGAGGCUGCAGUUGUAGCGAGCAGGACACAGAACGCUGUCAAGGCCCAGGAGUUGUCCAACGCCCUCAAGGACAAUGACUACCAAGCUGCGGCGGCGAUGGCGUUCGAGCUGGGGCACGCCGGUCAGCUGCGCUCGGUGGUGGAGGCGGCUUGUGCGCAGGGGCAGGAGGCAGCCGAGGGUAUCCUGAAUGCUCUGGUCGACGGCCUUGAAAAGGACCAGAUCAAGCAGUGCCUGGAGUUCAUCCGCGAGUGGAACACCAACUCCCGGCACUGCCACGCCGCCCAAGCUACCCUGCAGGCCAUCCUCUCGCAGCAUGCGCCCGAGGUGCUGCUGGACAUUCCUGGCGUGGCGGCCUUGCUGGACGGGCUGUCGGCAUACACGCAGCGCCACAUGGCGCGCAUAGACCGGCUGCGGCGCUCGGUGGCCCUGCUGGACUACACGCUCGGCGCCAUGCGUGUGGUCGCCCCCCAGGAGGCCGCCUCCGCCCAGGAA
Coccomyxa subellipsoidea C-169 is the source of this 2460-nucleotide messenger RNA. Its product is annotated as WD40 repeat-like protein. Gene Ontology annotation, molecular function: U3 snoRNA binding; protein binding. The record is from RefSeq and is a predicted model, not a curated record. Lineage: Eukaryota; Viridiplantae; Chlorophyta; Trebouxiophyceae; Coccomyxaceae. The transcript is spliced from 13 exons. Gene Ontology annotation, cellular component: nucleolus; 90S preribosome; small-subunit processome. The annotation marks the transcript as partial. Gene Ontology annotation, biological process: endonucleolytic cleavage in 5'-ETS of tricistronic rRNA transcript (SSU-rRNA, 5.8S rRNA, LSU-rRNA); endonucleolytic cleavage to generate mature 5'-end of SSU-rRNA from (SSU-rRNA, 5.8S rRNA, LSU-rRNA).